GCCAACGUUGCCAAAUUGAAAUUCGAUAUGAAGAAAAAAAAGAAGAAAAAUUACGCUGUCAUCCUGUCCUGUUAUAACCUCACUUUUCCUUUGCCGCCAUUUCUCGCCUCCUAUGUUUUUGUUGAUGGAUCAAUGCUUGUCUAAGGAUCAAUGUUUAUUGUUAAUUAAAAUUUAAAUAUUUAAUAUUGUUUGUCAUUGCAUAAAAACCGUUUAAAAUAUGUCCAAAAAGCCGGUACAAACCAACACCCUGUUCAAUUAUUUUUCAUCGCCUAAAACAACUCCUAAAAAAUCAACCGAAAAUGGUGAAUCCAAGAAUAGUACUCCUACGACAAAGAAAGUCAAAAAAGAACUUGAUGAUAGCGACGAUGAAAUCCGUCCCAUAAAACGUCAACGUUCCGCUCUUAUCGACAGCGACUCUGAGCCCGAAAACGAAUCUCCCAAUAAGAGGAAGCCCCCUAAAACCGAAUCUACUCCAAAAAGUAAGAAACCAAAAGUUCAAUAUUCCCCUUCAACUACUGAAGAAGAAGACGAAGAAGAAUCUUCUGCUGAUGAACAACCAAGAUCGUCCAAGAAAAAAUCAACCAACAAGAACAAGUCUAUUAUUUCACAGGAAUCUGUUUUAAAGUCUUUCGCUUACACUAAAAGCGAUGAGAAGACUGAAUUUGAUAAAGAAGAAGUCGCAAUUAAAAAGCCCAAAAAUAAACCCAAAGCAGAGUUAGAUUCUGGCUGGCUGCAUGAAACUUUAGUAUUCAUGAAACCAGAUAAAAUCAUGGACGCGGAAAGAAGAAAACCUUCAGAUCCAAACUAUGAUCCUAAAACCCUCUAUGUCCCCGACUCUUAUUUAAGCUCCUUAACCCCAGCAAUGCGUCAAUGGUGGGUACUAAAAAGCCAACACAUGGAUGCCGUUCUAUUUUUCAAAGUUGGAAAAUUUUACGAAUUAUACCACAUGGAUGCAGUUGUCGGUGUUCAGCAGUUGGGCUUUUCGUACAUGAGAGGUGAAUUUGCCCAUUCCGGUUUUCCGGAAAGUGCUUAUGGCAAAAUGGCCACUAUGCUAAUUGAUAAAGGUUAUAAAGUAGCCCGAGUAGAACAAACUGAAACUCCCGACAUGAUGGCAGAAAGGUGUAAGCAAUUGAAGAAAACUACUAAAUUCGAUAAAGUUGUUGCGAGAGAAAUUUGUCAGGUUUCAACAAAAGCUUCUUGUGUUUUUGGAGCUCAAUUGCCUGAGCCGAGAUCAGAGGUUGGGAAUUAUUUAUAUGCAAUUGCAGCAAAGGUUAAUACAGAUAAUACAAGUAGAUUUGGUGUGUGCUUUAUUGAAACUUCAAUUGGGGUGUUUUAUGUUUCGGAAUUUGAUGAUGAUAAACAUUGUUCUAAGCUUUUGGCUCUUUUUGCUGAAUAUUGUCCUGGAUUGAUAUUAACUGAAAGGGCGGCUAAUUAUGGUCCUUUUAAAAACCUGCUAAAUACUCAUUUGAAGGAGGUUAUGCAGGAACAAUUGGCAGCUAAAACACAAUUUUAUCCUGCCGCCACACUUUUGGAAAAGUUGUUUUCUGAAUGCUAUUUUAAGGAUAAAGAGGGCAAGUUUGCUUGGCCAAAAUUGUUUGGAGAAAUUGCUGAAGAAUGCAAUCCCAAACCUGAAUACGAACUAGCUUUAAAAUCCCUAGGGGCAGUGCAUUGGUUUUUGAAAAAGUCCUAUUUAGAUAUUCAGUUAUUUUCAAUGGGACUUUUUGAAAAGUACGAACCUGUGCUGACAGAAGGUGGGCUCAAAAUUAAACACGUCGAGAGGGAUUAUAUGAUUUUGGACUCUACUACAAUUCAGAAUUUGAGUUUACUUGGAGGCAAGGGUACUUUACAGAAAACACUUGAUUUUUGUAAGACGCCUUUUGGUAAAAGGUUGCUUCCAUUGUGGAUAUGUCGUCCUUUAUGUAAUAUAGAAAAAAUUAAACUCAGACAAGAUGUUGUGAAGGAACUUUACGAUUUCCCACAAAAAUUGCAGGCUUGCCAAGACAUUUUAAAGAAAUUGCCUGAUCUAGAAAGACAAGUUGCAAAGAUUCACACUUAUGGCAAUAAGUUUUGCGUUACAAAUCAUCCAGAUGGCAGAGCAAUAAUGUAUGAAGCUAAAAUUUAUUCAAAACGCAAGAUUAUGGAUUUGUUGAAAACUCUGAGAGGUUUUGAGGCAGCACAAGACAUUCCAAACAUAUUUAAAAAUUGUGAAUCGAGGCUUUUACGUAAACUCACCCAAUUUGAGCCUAAUGGCAUGAACGUAGAUUUAACCAAAACAUUAACCUUUUUCAAGCAAGCUUUUGAUCAUGCAGCCGCGGAAAAAGAAGGAACAGUCACACCAAAAAGAGGUGUAGAUGAAGAUUACGACAACAUUGAAAGAGCUAUUGAAGAAAUAGAAAAAGAAUUGCAAGAUUACUUGAAGGAACAAUGCAAAUAUUUUGGCUGUCAAGUUACCUAUUUUGGAAACGACAAAAAACGAUUCCAGCUGGAAGUUCCAGAAACUAGGGCUAACAAAGCAGAUGAAGAAUAUCAGUUGGAGGGUAGCAAGAAGGGAAAUAAACCAGCUAAAAGGUUCUCUACGCCAACAACUAAGGAAUUGCUGCAGAAAAUGUUGAAAGCAGAAAGCGAACGAGCCAAAAUAGUCUUGGAUUUAAACAGGAGGAUUUUCGAGAAAUUUAGUCAAAAAUACGAUCAGUGGCAACAGGUCAUACAUUGUCUAGCAACUUUAGAUGUUUUGUGCUCGUUUGCUGAAUACGCUACAAGUUUUUCUGGCGGAGAUAUUUGUAAGCCGAAUGUUGAACCAUUUUCUGUCAAGCCAUUUAUCUCAAUCGAAAGCGGUAAACACCCAUGUGUCUCCAACAUUGAAAAUUUUGUUGCAAACGACAGUUAUAUGGGCUCAAACGAAAUGGCACCCUUACUGCUCCUUACAGGACCUAACAUGGGCGGUAAAUCCACCCUGAUGAGACAAGUAUCUAUUAUAUCAAUAAUGGCUCAAAUGGGAAGCUUCGUGCCUGCCUCCCAAUGCUCUCUAAGUCUAAUAGAUAGAGUUUUCACAAGAUUGGGAGCUUUUGACGAUAUAGUACGCGGUCACUCGACAUUCUUUGUUGAAUUAAGUGAAGCUUCUACUAUUUUGAAGCACGCCUCGCUGCAGUCUUUGUUGAUUAUUGAUGAAUUAGGACGAGGAACUUCCACACACGAUGGAAAUGCUAUUGCUACAGCAUAUGUCAAAAAAUUAAUCGGCAUGCAAUGUAGGACAUUAUUUUCCACUCAUUAUCAUUCCUUGGUUGAUCAUUUUGUUGAUACUCCUGAAGUACAACUUGGUCAUAUGGCUUGUAUGGUUGAAAACGAAGAAGACGAAACUGAAGAAUCAGUGACUUUACUGUACAAACUUGCCGAAGGCCGUUGUCCUAAAUCUUUUGGAUUCAAUGCUGCCAAAUUGGCAGGUUUGCCUGCGACAAUUGUAGCCAGAGCCAGACAGUUGUCCAAAGAAGUUGAAGAAGAAGAUAAGGCCAGGAACGCGUUUAGACAGAUAUUUCGCGAGGGGUUGAAAAUUGGCGAGAUUGUUAAGUUGUUGAGCAGCUUGGAGGUAUAAUUUUAGAAGUUAAGGUUUACUUUUCCAAAUGUGAUUUUAAGUUGCCAUUCCAUUUCUGUUGGAAAUAUUGAUUUAAGUUUUAGCUCCAUGUAUAUGUUAGAAUCUCAUUAAUUUUCUUUUGAUAUAAUACUUUUCAUAACAUACAAAAAAAAACUAUUUUUU
This is a messenger RNA of Ceutorhynchus assimilis (cabbage seed weevil), 3751 nucleotides long. The record is from the annotation of a GenBank genome assembly. Lineage: Eukaryota; Metazoa; Arthropoda; Insecta; Coleoptera; Curculionidae.